AUGCGCUCAAUGAAAAUUGAUCGACCUGAAAAAGGAGAAAAGCUUGCUUUUCACAAUAGAUCUCAAAUCCAUGCUGAGAAAAAAAUGUUGAGCUUUAUGGUAAAAUUGCAAGAGUUAAAUGCGUCUGCAGCAGAUGUGAAGAGGAACGUUGUCGCUUCGCUGAGGGUGGCACCAGUAGGCGAUGGGCAUCAUGGAAGGGACUUCUACAAAUUCUUCCUCACUACUUAUCCCGAACACCGCCGAUUCUACAAAGGAGCUGAGAAUAUUAGCGGUGACGAAAUUAUGAAAAGCGAGAGAUUCGAUAAGCUUGGAGACGCCAUUCUUCUAUUUGUCCAUGUUUUGAGCAACACUUAUGACAAUGAACCCGUGUUCCGCGCUUUUACCCGCAGAGUUAUGCUUGAGCAUUUUGAAAGGAAUAUUGAUCCUGCUUUGUGGAAUAUUUUCUUCUCUACUUUCUGGCAGGGAUAUCUGCAGAGCAAAGGGGCCAAUUUGACUGCUGAUCAAAAGGAAGCUUGGAACACUUUGGGUUCAAUGUUCAGCCAGGAAAGCCAGGCAUACUUGAACAAAAUGGGCCGCCCCCAUGCUUAG
Messenger RNA from Strongylus vulgaris, 588 nucleotides. The record is from the annotation of a GenBank genome assembly. NCBI's taxonomy places the organism in Eukaryota, Metazoa, Nematoda, Chromadorea, Rhabditida, Strongylidae.